Molecule: messenger RNA, 2696 nt
Organism: Eublepharis macularius
Lineage: Eukaryota; Metazoa; Chordata; Lepidosauria; Squamata; Eublepharidae
Gene: TMEM192
Product: transmembrane protein 192
Exons: 6
Coding region: 32-844 (270 amino acids)
Cellular component (GO): lysosomal membrane; late endosome
Source: RefSeq, a predicted model, not a curated record
GUCCCAGGGCCGGAAGCGAGAGCGCUGCGCGAUGGCGGGAGGAGGCCGGCAGCUGAUGCGGGAGCUGGAUAAUGGGUCUCUGGAGGUAACACAGAGCGUGGAUGAGGACUCCCUGCUUGAUGCCCCUCUUCUUCCACCUCAUGCAUUGCAUGCCUGGCUGCGUCCAAAGUUCUACGCUAUACCUACAGUCUGUUUGGUCAAUAUUUUGUUGCUGAUACAUGUUGCUUUUGUCAUUCUGGCUUUUUUAGCAGGUAUGUUCUGUUAUCCUGAUGCAAGUAAAGCUAGGUGUCCAGAAUACUACACAGAUCCACUUAAAGUCCAAACCGCUGUAAUCAUUGCCAAGGUAAUUCUCUGGCUUCUACAUCUGUUCCUUGAACAAUACAUUCAGUACCACCACAGUAAGGCCAAACGCAGAGGCUAUUUCUUAAUCUACCGAAACACAAGAUAUCUGAAGAGGCUUCCACUCCUAAUUCAGUCUACAGGUAAUGCAGCUUUACUCCUGAUACUGUCCGUGCAAUAUUCCUUUCCUGAACACAAUAAAUUGUACCUCUGCUUCAUCUUGGCAGUCUUGAGCGUGGAGCUGAUUUGCUCAUUGAUAUGCCAGGUGGUCUAUACAGUGAAAGUAAGCAACUUUAACCGAGCAAAACCCAGACCUGAUAUCAUAGAAGAAGAAAAGACGUAUGCAUAUCCUAAUCGCGUUACCUCAGAAGUUGGAUUCAGGGAAACAUCAGUGUUGGAAGAAGUAGUUGAAAAACAAGGAGAUGUGAUUGAAUACCUUCAGCGGCACAGUGCCCUACUCAGCAAGAAACUGCUGGCAUUAACAUCCCAACAGGGCAGAAGCUAGUGGUGUCCCAAAAACACUGAGAAAGAUGCAGGACCAACAUAGACAUUGAAUGAGAGCAGGAAAUGCUUCAUAUGAAAGUUGAACAGCAGUAUCCCAGGUUCUUAAUACCAGUUGGAGAUAUUCUGGCUUGGUGGUAAAGCUUCUGGAUAUUUACAUAUAUUUUGAGGGUUUUCCAAACAUUCCUGCAGUACAUAGAACCAGCAUUAGCCAGAAGAAAACCUCUCCGGUUUCUCUAAUUCAAAUGGAUGCAAAUUGCCAAAGAACUUCAUGGAGGUUUGGGAUUCUGUGUUUUCAAAAACAAAUUUGAGGCAAACCUGCUCACUCCUAGAUUAUGAGAACAGUGCUCAGUUUUUGUGCAUUUGUAUAGUAAUCAGUAGGUCAUCAUGUAAAUGUUUUUAAAGGGAUUAAGGAUGGUUACAUUGUCGUAAAACUGGUAUGGAUGAAGACACCUGGAGAGGCUGCUGGGAAGUGGCCCAGUAUCCUAAAGGCAGUGUUGCCAUUCAGGCUUUUUCUUAGGGAAAUUCUGUUAGUAUGUGCAUUGGCUACACAGCCUUGUAAGCUCAGAGGCAGAUGAUUCAAAAGGGAAUGGAGACUUCACACACAAGUGAGAGAUGGAGCAGAGGAGUGGAAGCUUGUGUCCAGAAUGUAGUCUGUAGAUGAGACAUCAGUUAAGAGUAGUAUGUACUGCAGGACAGACAACUUGUUUCUCCUUCGUUCACAUGAUGGGGUGAGCAGCUGCGCUGCAUUAUAAAGAAAUAGUAGCACAUGGAAUAUUUGAACAUCUAACACAUCCAACUUGUUUUCUCAGCUGACUGGUUAUCCUUCUGUGUCUUAUGAGUAGGAGAUAACAGCAUAAUUAAGGAAAGACCUCCAUCUUGCUAGUAAGAGACAACUAAGCAUAAUUAAGGGAAGACAUUAUUUAAGGACAUUCAUAUUAACAGGCAGUAUACAAAAUGCUUGCAUUUGCUCCGUUUGUGACUUGGUAUGGAAACUCCAGGAGGUAUUUCAUGGUUUAAAUAACUAUAAAUUAUGUGGAUCAAAAUUACUUGUGAUAUAUCUUGCACAUGGGAUACACACAUGCAUGUUUUUUACUGCAGUUUUUGGUUUGUACAGGACUUUGGAAAUAAUGCAAAAAAAAAUUUUAAAGCUUCAGUUAUGCCAUGAUAGAAAAUUCACUACACCCAAUAUGAAAUCUUGCCAUUAUUGCUACUGCAAAUAUAAAAGCUUGUGAUAACAAAUUAUGGUCGUCUCUUAAAAAUUGUAAUCAUUUUUACCCAAAGCCAAAGGAUUCAUAAUCCUCAAGAAAUGUAUAGUUGCUUGUUAGUCUUGAAUGUCUAGUCUCUGGAUUUGUAAAUUCAGUAGAAGCUGCUCUGGGACAUGUCCUGCUCUUAAGUUCUCUAUCUCCAUCCAGUUAUCAGCUGUCAGUCUGUGUGCUGUAUGUUUUGCUGUCAAACGAGAUUCUUGUUUGUAUACCCUACCCAGUAUUUCUACGGAAGGACAUAUUUAAGAGAGGGUUCUCUGAAUAAUAUGGGCUGUGUUCUUGUUUGGGAAGAACAAAGGCAUGAUACCCUGUUAUACUUGAUCUGAACUGACUGUUAAUCCACUAUUUCUCAUUGAGGAGUACAUAUAGUAUUGUUCAAGGGAAAUACAACUGGAAUUGGCUGCUUCUAACAUGCCUGUUCUUUUCCUUUUUAGCAGUGUAUUAAGCACAGCUGGGAUUUUAUAGGGAAGAUGGAGGAAUCUGGAUAACUUUACUUUUAAAGCACACUCAGGUUUUGAUGCAGUUUGUGUAAAACUUGUUCUGUACCUUUUGUAAUAAACUCAAUGAAAUAAUAAAUUCAACAAGAUAUGA